Messenger RNA from Camellia sinensis, 2481 nucleotides. NCBI's taxonomy places the organism in Eukaryota, Viridiplantae, Streptophyta, Magnoliopsida, Ericales, Theaceae. The record is from RefSeq and is a predicted model, not a curated record.
GUUUUGUUUUGUUUGAUGGAAGAUUGCUUCUAAAUAAGAAGAUUUUAACUUUUAAAGGCUCAAUUUUUCUUUUUGUUUUUUGUUUUUCUAAGGAAAAAUAUUUGAUUCAUGUACAAUUGGCUUUUUGGUGAUACAAAAUUAUCAAUAUUUUUCCAAGGUUUUUGGGUUUUUAUAUUUAAAUUCAUUGCUGGAUUUUUUUUUUUUCUAGGGAAAAAUAUUUGAUUUAUGUUCAAUUGGCUUUUCGGUGAUACAGUGCAGUUUCAGAGGUUUGUUUUUAGUUUUUUUACUUUUGCGUAUCUUAGUUGAGUUGUAUUGUAACAGUUUGGUUAUGGGUUGGAAAUUGAUGUUUGAUUUGAAUGAUGAAAAUUUUGAUGGGAUAUGAUUUUAAUCUUUUCCAAUUGGUGUGAAAAACUAAAAAAUUCAUGGUUGCGGUUGCCACCACUGUUACGCUACAAUUGUUAUACCCUGCAACCAUGUCAGCAACCAUGUCAGCACCACUGUUACCAUUACGGUUGCUGCCACCGCUAAAACCUUGGCCCAUAUCCUAACAGCUUGAGUUUUUAGGACAAUUCUUUGAUCCUUCUAUUCAAAGUUCUUUUAUGAGAAUUAUGCUUUUUGUGGUGCCACUACAUCUAUGCCAUGUCUGUCUGAAUGCUAAACUCUGAUAUCCACUGGCAUCUGUUUGUUUUUUUUGCCUUAAAUUGCUGAUUUAGUAGAUGGAAAGUUUUGUAAAUUUAAAAUUAAGAAAUGGCUAUAGUUGCUAAUUUCUGUACUUCCAAUGCACCCACUAACCAUCACAUCCUUUAGAACAGCAUAGUGGCUGUUUAUAAGUAUCAUCACAUCCUAUGCACAUUCAUUUCAUUCGUAUCACACACUUGUUUCUAGUAAGUACAAAAAGAUGAGCUAGUGUCUGCACUACUUUUAAUAUUUAUGGUGCACUCCAUGUUUUUUGAUACUCCUUCGGCAGUAAAAUGUGAAGUUAUGCAACCGCAGGGUUUAGCCCAGUGGCCAGUGUACCUCACUAAAAGGUCAUGAGUUUGACCCGCCCAUCCCCUUCAAUGUACCAAAGAAAGUGAGUGAAGUAAUAUGUUUUGUUUAUUUUGUGAUUGUCAAAGCCUAGACUCUAGACAAUCCUUUUCACCUAGUAAAAUCUUCCUCAACAUUAAUGAAUGAUCCUUUUUUGAAAAAUAAACAAGUAAUUAUGCUGUCCUUACAGAUUCUUCAGAGUUAAUAAAGGAGGUCUAUGAUGAACUAUGCCAUUCUAAAUAUACAUCUUUUCCAGUUCUUUUUUAUUUUGCAUAUCACCUUUGUUCUUAUUCUUCUCCCAACAUAUAUAUAUUUUUUUAAUAAUUGAAGUAGAUUUCCUUUUUGUUUUGUUUUGUUUUUUUUUUUUAAUGAAAUGUAACACUAAAAAUUUGUCAAUUGGUAAUAUCAGCAACCUAAUAUUCUUGUUAUAGUAGUGAAGAAACGGAACGUUUACUUGGUUUUACGUUGAAUGCCACUUGUGGUUUUGACUCUAUUCUGAUUUUCUUGGAAUCAAUCAAUGACCUGCUAGUUUAUUUAAACCACAUCAUUAUGGUGAUUGAGUACUCAAGAUGUGUUUUAUCUGCAACCCUUUUAUGAGAUACUUACCAUCGCACUGUCACCAGAUUCAUCAUCCCCAAAUGCUGGGGGUGGCUCGUGUGCCACUGCCUCUUGAUUUUCUGCAGGACGAGCCCAUAUAUGUUAAUGAGAAACAAUACGAUGCAAUUCUCAGGCGAAGACAAUACCGUGCCAAGCUUGAAGCUCAAAACAAAGUCUCAAAAGCUCGAAAGUCAGAAAGGCAUAAACAAGAUCUCUUAGCUGAGAUAGUUUCAGAGGAGCAAUGUGGUAGGGAACUGUCUAAAAUUGUGACAGAAUUGCUUCCUAAUCCAAAGAGCUCUACAAUUGUGGAUAAACCAUCCCGGGCCUGAAAGAGGAGUAAUGACAGAAAGAAGGUGUCUAAACGAUUGACUGAAGAAGCAGAGAAAUAUUUUGAGGACUUCAUUUCAAAUGUUGAAGAUACAGAUAUUUCUUCAUUUGAUGGAGAAAGGAGUGAUGCAAGUUCGACUUUAGGAGUAACAAAGGCUAGAGAUGCAGUGUCACAUUCUAGGGAAACAGAAACAAUGUAUAAUACAUCAGGAUCUAAUUCUCUUCCUGUUGAAAUGGAUGGUGUUAUUCUGCCUUGGUUGCAGUGGGAGACCGCUAAUGAUGGUUCCCCUCUUCCAUCGAAGAAUAAGAGAGAGCUUCCUGUGACUCCAAAAAGUAUCUUAUGGGAUGCAACUCAGGUGGAAGAAUCAAAGUUUGUGUUUGAAGCCAAGAUAAUCCAGAGAAUGGAGCUUCUGGUGCUAUCUACUCUUCAAUGGAAGAUGAAUCCAGUGACCCCACUUUCAUUUGUUGAUCACAUUGUGAGGAGGUUUGGAUUUGAGACAGAUUUGCAUUUGGAGUUUCUGUGGAGGUGUG